This is a messenger RNA of Bursaphelenchus okinawaensis, 1008 nucleotides long. Lineage: Eukaryota; Metazoa; Nematoda; Chromadorea; Rhabditida; Aphelenchoididae. The record is from the annotation of a GenBank genome assembly.
AUGGAGAAAUCUCGCCUGCGCGUGAUUAUAUGGAAUGAAUUCAAACGCGGAAAUACUGCGGCAGAAACCUUCAGAAUCAUAAACGAAAAUGAGGGUAAGAAUGUUGUGAGUUAUUCUACGGUGACCAGAUGGUUCGCAAAGUUUCGUGUGGACGAUGAGAAGCUUGAAGACAAACCACGUGCAGGAAGACCCAGCAAACUUGACAAAGAUGCCCUGAGGCGCAAGAUUGAAGAUGACCCACAUAUUACAAUCCGGGAGUUAGAAGAGUUACUAAACUGUGGAAAAAGUACCAUUGAUGAUCAUUUGAAGGCAAUGGGUAUGGUCAAAAACUUGGACAAAUGGGUGCCUCACAAUUUGACUGAUCUGGAAAAAGCCAAGAGACGGUGUGCUUCCGAAAAGCUUCUGCAACGCUGCAAAAACGGAGAAUUCUUGGAUCGAAUUGUAACUAUUGACGAGAAGUGGAUCUCGUUUAACAAUACUAGAAGAUCUACAAGUUGGUGUAAGCGUGGAGAAGCUCCUAAGCCCGUUCCGAAGCCAGAAUUGCACGAAAAGAAGCUUAUGGUGACUGUCUGGUGGUGUAGCUCUGGAGUGAUCCAGUACGAUUUCAUGAAACCUGGCCAAAGUAUUACGGCCGACACCUACUGUGCCCAGAUUGACAAACUGCGACACAAUCUUCCAACAAUGGUCAGAAGGAGGGGUCCGAUCAUUCUGCAGGAUAACGCACGGCCCCAUGCUGCAAAGAAGACCGUGGCAAAAUUCAGGGAACUGGGAUACGAAGUCUUGGAGCACCCUCCUUAUUCUCCAGACUUGGCUCCAACGGACUUUCACCUUUUUAAACACUUGUCUUCGUUUCUUAAUGGAAGAAUCUUCAAAACUCCGGACGAUGCCAAGAAUGCCUUCAAGAACUUCAUCAACUCCAGAAACCCGGAAUUCUACAAUCGUGGAAUAAAAAAGCUUGUAAAUCGUUGGCAAGACUGUAUUGAUUCAGACGGUAAUUACUUUGAUUGA